This is a messenger RNA of Cyprinodon variegatus (sheepshead minnow), 4016 nucleotides long. RefSeq names its product GDNF family receptor alpha 3 (gene gfra3). NCBI's taxonomy places the organism in Eukaryota, Metazoa, Chordata, Actinopteri, Cyprinodontiformes, Cyprinodontidae. Gene Ontology annotation, molecular function: signaling receptor activity. The record is from RefSeq and is a predicted model, not a curated record. The transcript has 8 exons. The coding region runs from base 331 to 1707 and encodes 458 amino acids. Gene Ontology annotation, biological process: nervous system development. Gene Ontology annotation, cellular component: signaling receptor complex; external side of plasma membrane.
CAAGUGUGGACAACUGUGGAGCUGAGCUGAGUGGAAACGCACAUAGAAGUGCAAAGGCAAUACGAUUUGCAGACAGGUGCGCCUUUCUAACCGGGAUCCUUUCUACCCUGGCCUGCUGAUAACAUUUCCCACUUUUCAAUGCAACCCAAAUCCUCUGAAUGCACGCCGAUUAUUAAUGACAGAAAAUGAAGGGAGCGACUAAAUGCGCGAGCGCUUGAAUCGCCUUUGUGCAGUUUGGAAAAAACUUUGAGCAGCAGACCGUCCGAUCUUUCGGUCUUUGAGUCCGAGCGGACGCAGCAGCAGGAGCCGCAGCAGGAGGCUGGAUGAAGCAUGUCACCGGACAGGAUGAUGAUCAUCAUUGCACUUUUGCUAAAUGUCUUUUCUUACGGAAGUGUUACCGUAUCUGCAUCCUUAGACUGUUUGGUGGCAGAACAGGGCUGCAUCCAGGAGCCAUCCUGCAAAAGCAUCUAUCGACUGCUGGAGUACUGUGCAGCGGAGGAGGCCGUGUCGCCCCUCAGCUCAGAUGCCCGCCUGGAAUGCCUGGAGGCCCAGAACUCACUGCAGCAUUAUCGCCCCCUUCAAGUCUGCAAGUGUCAGCGGGGCUCUCGCAGAGAGGAGCACUGCCUGAAGGUUUACUGGACUGUGAGAUUUGCAGCAUAUGAUGAGUAUGAAGUGUCACCAUAUGAAGAGCUGAAGUUAAACCUGGUGAGGAACAUAGAAGUAUCACGUAUGGCCUCCAUUAUGGCAGCUUCAUCUGCUGUUGUGGAUGGACAGAACCAGUGUCUGAAGGCUGCUCAGGACUGUGGCCUGUAUGAGAAAUGUGGCUCGUUGCGGUCAGAGUAUGUAGUAGCUUGUACCAAGCGAGCAACAGCCACUGACAACAGCUGUAACCGGCAGAAAUGCCACAAAGCCCUGCGGCGCUUCUUGGAGCGUGUGCCAGAGGAGUAUAGCUUUGCUCUACUGUUCUGCCCCUGCUCUGACACUCUCUGUGGAGAGCGCCGGAGGAAAACCAUUGUGCCGUCAUGUUCUUUUGAGGAGAACGCAAGAGGGGAGGAAAGAAUUGGAAAACCAAACUGCCUCAGUCUUCAGAAUUACUGCUCCAGAGAUGAGCUUUGUAGAUCCCGGUUUGCAGAUUUUCAACAUAACUGCCAGUCUUCCUCUCUCUCUGCCUCUGGCUGUAUGCGAGAAAGCAGAGCCAUGUGCCUCAAGGCUUAUACUGGACUCAUAGGAACAAUCAUGACUCCCAACUAUGUGAGCAACAGCAGCACAGAGGUAUCCCAGUGGUGCACGUGUGAAGGCAGCGGGAACGAACUGCAGGGCUGUCAACGCAUCCAGUAUCUGUUCAGCAGCAACUUAUGUCUAAACAAAGCCAUCAGCUCCAUGGGAAUCUCUGCGCCUCCUCCCAUGGAGCACACUCCAGUGCCAGUUUCUCAGCCCUCUCCUCGCGUCUUCCAGGAGAGGGUCCAUGUUAGCGUCAAUACGCUUCCUGAAUUCAACAGUAUGGGGGACGGCGAGCAAGAGGGGGAGGAGGAAGAAGAGGGAGCGAACGAGGAGUUUAACGUUAUCCCGCCGUAUUCUGAGAAGGACUCUGGCACUGAAUCUGGUGCCAGAGGGAGUCAGCGAGGAGAAGCUAGCCAAGCAGAGCUCGCUCUGCCAUUACUGCUGCUGCCAGCUCUCUUCCUGAACUGGGAAUGUUGGAACGACUAAGGCCUUUUUUCUCGGUGUCAGAGUCGCCACCAAUGUCGAAUCCAUUGAAGCACUCACUGUGAACCACUGUCUACGGUUACAGAAAAGACAUGUAAAUACCUCCAAACAAGUUUAUGUUCCUUUCCUUCUAAGACUGUAAAGUAUCUCAUCUUGGUUUAUUUUUUUAUUCAGCUUGAGCUCAUUCAACAUUUCAACAAGAUAUGACUCAUCCUUCAAUAUAUAAGCUUCCUUUCCGAAAGGAAGUAAACAAAGGUACACAAUAUGAGUGCAGGGGCAGAGAACCGUGUGGGCAAAAGCUAUAUCUAGAGUUUGCCCUUUCUUAAAGUGAGAAGUACAUAUACAGUACUUCAGUAAGAAGAAUGUCACCCAAGGCUACAAAAACCAUACACUCAACGCAAAACCAUACCCAGUCCACCCGUCUGCAACCAGGCUAGAGUGCAGCUUUUGAUUUUUAUUUCAUAACUCAUGUUGCAUCCAUUUUUCUGCUGCCCCUUUGGCUCUUCUUUUCUCUUCAUCAUACUGUGGUUAAGAAAGAGGAAACGGUUUCUAACAGGCUAAUAAAAAAGGAAGCCACUUUGUAAAAGAAUGUUUUUAAAAAUUGCUUCAUUUAAAAAGAAAAAAAAACAGGGAUGAGCUUCAAAAUGGUUUGCUGUCACAUUUUCUUCAACGAUUUGCACUCAACCCACCAAAAAGCAUGAAAAAGUAGUCUUGUGGGGUUUUUUUUAACGCUGUGCUUAGUAUUAGAAUUGCUCAGAAAUCAACCGCGGGCUAAACUAAUGAGAUCAAAAUCCAUUGUAGAAUCUGUGUGGGGAGAAAAGCAACAUAAGCAAUUACUGCACAAUUCAAAUUGCUCGCAUGUAUUGUGGUGGGGGUGGGUGGGGGAGUCUUGAGUAAGGCUCACGGGAGAAAAAAGCCAAUUUGCUGCUGUCAUAGCCUCUCACUUUUUAUCCCUAGGAGAUCUGGUUUUAGUGCUCCCUCCAAAACAUGUACUUUAAAUGUUUUGAAAGCAAAAUGAAGUGAUAGGGAUGGAACCAGGAGGGCAAAAAGCCUGCUGGCUGCUCUCGUCAACAGGCAGCACAUUUAAUUAUUCUCUCAUCUUGAAAUAUCUCUUUCUGGUGUGAAUCAUUUUCCUAUGAUGGUUCGUUUUCCUCUGAAAUUAGGGAGCGUUUUGGACAGAGGUAAAGAGAAGAUUUUGCAGAAAGAAAAACCAAGAAGAAACCAGCGAAAUUCCCUAAAGAUUUUUUUUGUGUUUGUUUUAAACUGAAAAUUCGUCAUCAGGAUCUCACAAAUGAGGGAAAGGCUGUAUGAGCCCACAUUGUCUGGUCUUAUUUACUUGACAGUUUAUUAAAAUGAAGGCCAAACAUAGGAUGCAAAUGGAGGAAGACAGAAAUGCCCUGGAAGCCUACAAGCGGUGCUUCUCCAAAUCCAGUUUUAUCUUAUCAGAUUCUCUAGAAGUUAACUUUAAACUUUAAUUGGAUUCUGUCUGUUUAAUAAAUAUACCUCGACUGUUACUUGCUGUAGGGCAAAGUAACAUCAUGCUGUUAUUUGACCAUCUCCUUGCUUACAGUAGCUUAGAAGUAAACUCUUCAGUUUGAACAGCUUCAAAGUCCAAAGCAUGGACAGAAUAACCUGUUAAGCUUUAAUUUCCUGUCAGCUCAGUCAGUUAUAUAUGAUAUACAGAAAUGCUCUGCUGGUCUAUGGUUAAAAUACUUACUCUUCUCAGUAAUCCCAUGCUGAGUUGACCUAUUCUUCAAGAUGUUUUAUAUAACUAUCAAAUCGUUCAUUUAAACUUUAAGACCCACUUCAAUUCUAAAUACAUUUUCUUGAGCCAACUACUCAAGACAUUCCAAUCAUGACUCUAUUUGGUUUAAAACCCAUCCAUGUAAAUUAUGAGCUACAGAGUCCUAAUCAGAUCCUUUGUGAAAGUUUCAAUCAAUUGUUUCCAUGCACAACAUUUUCCCAAUCGGAUCUAAACCUUGAUCAUGAAUUCAAAAUCCUGUUUAUAUGGACACUCAGUAAAAUGAUCAGAUGUGCGGAAUUAUUAGAUUUUCCGGAAACACUUUAGUAGUAGAAGAAGAAGCCUAUUUUGUUAAAAAACCCAUACUUGUCCGUUCAUCCUCAACUUUAGCUAUUCUUUGUGCUUGCCAUUCACAUUCUGUCUUCUUCAGUCAUGUCCAUUAAUGUAGUUUUUUACAUUAUGGACCAUUGUUGCAUCUUUGUGUUCAUACUUCUUUUUUGGAUGGGCAUUUUAGUUAAGUUAAGGGCUCAGCAGUACCAUAUGCUAAUGCUCCUUUUCUACAGUGUUAGAG